GCCAACACGAACCAAACACACCCAACACAUACCAAAGUACACCAACCACCACCAUCACUAUGAAAGCCGUCGCCACUAUCAUCCUGACCCUCGCCACGCUGGCAUUUGCCGCGCCCAACCCCCACGCCGAUGCCGACGCCCUCGCUGCCCGGCAGAGUUGUACGUACUCGUGCCAGUGCCUGGACCCAAGGGGCAACGCACUCGUCGACAUGAACAAUGAGUGUUGCCCGGGCGGCAACGUGAGAGAAGACAGGACGACCUGCAAUAUCCCCAUCUUCCCCUUGGCGGUGGGGUACGCCGCCUGCUGUCAGGACGACGGCCGCCCUGUGUGCCAGCCGAGCGGCUCUGGCUGCCCGACUAUCCCUGUUUAGACUGGGUAGUUGUAUGAGAGGUGGAAAUGAGGUGGUUAUAGCUAGUAACUGGGAAAGAGUUGGAGAGUGUUGGGCAUGGCAUUAGUGUUGGUAGCAGAAUGGAAUACAGUAGUUUGUCCAUUUG
Molecule: messenger RNA, 495 nt
Organism: Chaetomium fimeti
Lineage: Eukaryota; Fungi; Ascomycota; Sordariomycetes; Sordariales; Chaetomiaceae
Exons: 2
Coding region: 60-371 (103 amino acids)
Source: RefSeq, a predicted model, not a curated record